Molecule: messenger RNA, 1542 nt
Organism: Helicoverpa zea (corn earworm)
Lineage: Eukaryota; Metazoa; Arthropoda; Insecta; Lepidoptera; Noctuidae
Product: modular serine protease-like
Exons: 9
Coding region: 222-1496 (424 amino acids)
Biological process (GO): proteolysis
Molecular function (GO): serine-type endopeptidase activity
Source: RefSeq, a predicted model, not a curated record
GAAUUCUAGAUUUUCUAAAUUUUUUUCGCCAAAUCUCAUGUCGAUAAAAAAAUUAUCGGCCGACUUUUUAUUCUUCAGUCUGCUCUCUUAUUUCUCACAAGUCUAUUUAUAAUUUAGUAUUUUAUAGGUCGUUGUCAAACCGCUCAUUCUUACCUUGUUGGAACCCAAUAAAUGGAUUCACAGCGCGUAUUGACUACGUAUCUUACCGUGUCAACUACAUAAUGUACCCUAUUGUGUUCAAGCUGAUUCUGUGGCUAGUAUUCGUUGUAUUUUUUAUUGCUGCGGUCGCAGGAGAUGAACACAAGGUUAAAAAAAAAUCUGCAACUUGUGUUCUUCCGCCUUAUCCAGACAAUGGGCGUUAUGACAUGGCUGGGUACCCCUGGGCGAAGCCUGGUGAUCUGUUCGAGUUUGCGUACCUCAAUGUCAGCUGCAAACCUGGUAAUAAAGUCAUUGGGAACAAUGUCAUCCUGUGUGUUGAAGGAGAAUGGUCUAGGAUAUUGCCGCAAUGUGUGCCCGUAUGUAAACUUGAAACACACCAGAGCGUGAAGUAUACCUGUAAGAGACCUGAUUCAGACAGGUUUGAGGAAUGUGGAGAUUCCGAGCCAGUCGGUACUGUAGUCCAGCCGCAGUGUCGCGAAGGUUACUACAGCCCCUCGGCUUUGCCUCUCAUGAAAUGCCAUGAAGAAGUGUGGGACUUCAUAGCAACAUGCAUACCAGAAUGCGGCAUUGUAUCUGCCAACGCGAACACUGUGCCGUGGUAUUCAUAUAUUUACGAAGAAUUACCAAUGGAAUACCGAGGACGGUGCGGUGGUACUAUCAUCUCGAAUAACGUCGUCGUGUCAGCGGCGCACUGUUUUGGGACCACUCGUACGCACAAUGUUUUAGAUUAUGUGGUAGUAGUCCAACCGUUUAGUCUCACCUUUGCCAAAAAAGAUCUGGAAGCUAAGGGGAAUUUGUACACCUCAAUACAUCGUGUCCGGAAAAUCGAUAUACCUGUUCUAUACAAGGGCGAACUGACUAACUACCAGUACGACAUAGCGUUACUAACAUUGCAAACCCCAGUGGUAUUCUCGGCGGGUGUCAUGCCAGCUUGCCUGGACUUCCAACAGGAUUUCGAUAAAAUUCAGCUCACGGCUGGCAACGUCGGAACGGUCCCUGUGUGGAGCAGUCCCGUGACUGAAAAUUCCGUGCUAUCAUUACAUGAGUACCCGUAUAUACCUACUGAGACGUGCCUGGACAAGGCACCUCCUACUUUCCAAGGGUACAUAACAGGAGACAAACUUUGCGCUGGCCUAGAUAACCGUACGAUGGUCCAUCGAGGCAACAGCGGGACAGGACUCACGUUCCCUUCGAAAGAACGACUCCUCACUCGUCACUACCUCCGAGGGAUCGUGUCGAUCGCACCCGAAUGGAGUAUUGCGCAAUAUACCCCCAAUGACUUUGUCACCUUCACUAAAGUUACUAGCUUCGAACACUUUGUAAAAAGCAAUUUAUGAGUUGUUUCGUUUUUAAUACAUUAUGAUGCUAUUAUAACGAUGGAAU